Messenger RNA from Hydractinia symbiolongicarpus, 6708 nucleotides. RefSeq names its product stomatin-like protein 1. Lineage: Eukaryota; Metazoa; Cnidaria; Hydrozoa; Anthoathecata; Hydractiniidae. The transcript has 8 exons. The record is from RefSeq and is a predicted model, not a curated record. Gene Ontology annotation, cellular component: plasma membrane. The coding region runs from base 4736 to 5908 and encodes 390 amino acids.
CCAUUGGACCGUACACUUUUCGUGCAGGUUUUUACACCACUACUUGUAAUAUUCCUUGGCCGCACGCACUCUCAUUAACAGCAAUAUGCAAUCUUUAAAACAUUGUCAGUAGGUGAAAACAGUAUAAACAUGGAAGGUUUCCUUUUGGUUUUGUUAUUGUUGUGUUUUUUUUGUUUUUAAGCUGACCUCUGGGGAUCUCUUAAACAAUGAUGUGAAAACAACAGUAAUGCACUUUAGUUAUAUCCUGCAUAUUUAAAUUGACCUAGUUAGCCAGUUAGUAAUAAGGCAGCGCAAGUGCAAAAACUCUAACUAUAGCUAAACUUUCGCAGAGGCUUCUUGGCUAAUUUUUUAAGAGUAUUGAUUCGCAAAGGUUUAUGGAUGCUAAAUAUUUUUUUCAUUUUGUGAAUUUGUGAAAAGUAACUUGCCAGCUAUAGCAGGCCACCAUUAAAAAUAUGUCAUAUUUGCGCAUUCGCAAAAAAAUUUCCCCAGUAUUUUCCAACCAGCAAAAGUAAAUUCAUUUAGCACCAAUUAAUUUUUUUCCCAGCGCUUUUUAUGCCUAAGAUGUAAUAAUCAUGCAUCUCUUCUUCCCACAAAAAUAGCCCACAAGACAGGGAGCAACCAAAAAACUGACUGAUAGCAGAAAGAUUGGACAAAAAGAAUCAAUCUGAUGACUGUGAUUCUUCAAAUGUAGAGUUUGUGCUUUGAUAAUUAAAAGCAUGCAAAUUUUAUAAAAAAAUCAAUUUACGAAAGUCUAAUGUUUAUAUUCCCAUCAAGGUGUGGUGUGUAAGUGAAGUCACAUAUAUAUGAGUUUCUCAUCAGUGCAACUGUCUGAAACCAUGUAGCUAGCAAAUUUUUAUUAUUUAUAUAGGAGUAAAUCUACACAUUAGCUUCCCAAGUGCUGUGAGGGUAACAGUGUUCCGUACGAUGUCAUUCAUUGUACGAAGUUGGGCUUUUUUGCCGUAGCGCUGAGAGUGACCAUCCUCGUACAAAACUGACCAUCUUCGUACAGCGGCGAAUAUCGUCAAAAAAUGAAACCGAAGCUAUCCAAAAAUUGAGAACACCAUAUGACCAUGCCGAGCCUGAAACAAAAUUUCUUAAAAGUAGAAAUGUUUAAAAAAAAAAUAAUUGUGACUUUAGUUUUCGGUCACACAAAGGUAUUGUUGAAUUUCCGCGCCUGAAGGCGUAGGAAAUUCUUUAAAACCUGCGUUUUUUUUCUUUUGAAGCAUUUUUUGAGAAAAAAAUCGACCCUGGGAUUUCACGUUCUUCUGAGAGGGGGAUAGCAUUGGUUUCCCACUGCUAACUGACUAACUAACUAACCCUGUCCCAAUGGUCAAUUGCAGAUUUAACCUUCGUACCAAAACUCCCUAAGUACUGGGAAGUCAUCUAAAUGACGUUUCAGGCCAAAAUUGGUAUUUUUGUUCAGCAAAAUUUGGCACAGUUAACAAAAAAAGUAUGCUGAAUAUAAUGGUGACAUUAUAAUUUUGAUUUUUGUCACCUAAAUGGCUAUGCUUGGUCCAAAAAUUAAAACUACUUUACUUACGACAAAAAUUGGCACAGUUAAUAAAAAAAGUACACCGAACAUGAUGGUGACAUCAAAAUUUCAAUUUUUUGUCAACUAAAUGCCGUUUAAGACCAAAAAUGUCUCAAUCGCAAGACUUUCAACCAUGAAUGAUAGGCUGUAAUUUUUGUUAGCAAUUUCUUUUAAAAUGUGAGUUUAUUAUGACACGUUUCGUUUUGUUUGCGUUUGUUGGAAGAUAUAAUGUCACUUGUGUGCUUUAUCUUCAGAGCUUCAUGCACCAAACCUCUUCGAAUGUUUGGCACGAUAACACAAUGAAUUAGCCGGUUGUCAUCAAAUAUUUUGGUAGUGAUCGGAAAUUCCUAGAGCUCCCAGGACUUCUUGUUAGAACUUUAAAUGGUAUGGUUAAAAAAAUUCAAGUUAAGUAGAAGAAGUGAAGUAGGCCCAACCUCGUACACAGUUAUUUAAGUUGUACGAAGUUAAUAUGGAUCAAAAAAUUCAAGUUUAAGUAGAAGAAGUGAAGUUGGCCCAACCUCGUACACAGUUUUUUAAGUUGUACGAAGUUGGUAUGGAUAAAAAAAUUCAAGUUUAAGUAGAAGAAGUGAAGUAGGCCUAACCUCGUACACAGUUAUUUAAGUUGUACGAAGUUGGUAUGGUUAAAAAAAAAAUUCAACUUAAGUAGAAGUGACGUUGGCCCAAUCUCGUACACAGUUAUUUAAGUUGUAUGAAGUUGAAAUGGAUAAAAAAAAUUCAAGUUAAGUAGAAGAAGUGAAGUAGGCCCAACCUCGUACACAGUUAUUUAAGUUGUACGAUGUUGGUACAAUCAUCAGAUAAUUGUCAAAAAUUAACGUUCAGAGAAUAUUUAAGAUAUUAUCAUGUUUACUGAAUGUAAUUAACAAUGUUUAGAUAUUCAUUUCUAAACCAAAUUAUUCGUUGCCUAAUUUUUGUACAGCAAUUGUAAUGCCCAUUUUCGUACAAAAAUGGCCAUCUUCGUACAAGCGCGAAAAGUGACCAACCUCGUACAACGGGUCAAUUUCGUACGGAACAACAGAUUGAGUAGGAAUAAAACUCACAAUCUUUUGCUUGCUGGCAAUUGCUCUACUUUUUUUAAUGGCAAGCAAUAUGCCAUGUAAAUUGAUUUUGUUUGAUAAAAACAAAACAAAAAAAAAACAUAAUGGCAGAUUGUAUCAAAUAAUAGGUUUCCCUGGAUAUGCUACUUCAUCCACAGAGUGUUUAAAGAUGACAUUAAUAUGACAAGAGAAGACAAUUAUUCUGAGUUGCACAUAUUAUUUGUGUCAUAUGCGCAAAAACACAAAAAAUAAGCGUGGUUGUUAUUUUGCAAUUUUUCGUGAAAUAUUUUAAUGAUUUUCGUUAAAUAAUGAAAAAUUUCUACUGAUACUCUAGGGCCAAAAAACUGAUGUGACUUCUUGUAAAAGUGUCUUUCUGCAAUACAUAGUGCAAUAUAGCUAGCUAUAGCUAAUACAAGAAUUACAUAUUUAUUAUUUAUAUAUAUUUCCUAUGUAGACUGAGGGAAUCUUUGAAAAAUAUUUUCUGUUUUCACAUGGUUUUUGAAAUUGAAAUAUCAGGCCUGAAAAUUCGUGAUUUUAAACUGACAAAAAGAUCAAAACGUUUUUUAGUUUUUGCAAAUUAGACAAUGGUAACUAUUAUCUCUAAACACAUUUCAUAAUUGCCUCCUUAAUGAGGUGGCAAGAACUACUCUAUAAUGCAACGUGGCUUCAUCUGCAUUAUAAAUAAUCCAAGUCACUGCAACGAUUGCUAUAUUUAUAUAUAAGCCACAUUGGAAUUGAAAUCAUACUUAUAGCCAUGGGGAAUAUCUCAAAUCAUUAAUAACACUAAGAUGAAUCCCUGGAACCAACAUUGACGGAAAUUUUAAAUAGAGAAGAAACAAAUUUAAGCAAGCCAUUUUGUAAUGGUAAACAUUCAAACAAAAACAUUACGCAUGAAUUUAAUUUUCAUUAUGAUGUAUAAAAUUUUAUUACGCACAUUGGCAGUUGAUCUUUUUUAUGCCAUGUUUUCUUUUGCUUACAAUAACAGUUUAACUGAAAAAUUUUACAUCUGAAUUAAACAAGCCCAUUCAAAAACUAAAAUAUUUCAAAAUGUAAUUCUAUUUUUGGAUACAUAUUUCGGUUUUGAUGUUGCUGACAACCUUGAGCCCAGUGCGUUUUUCACAUAGAGGACAAAAUGUAAAAUAUAUCUGUUUGUGAUCUUAGUAAUUGAAUAAAUGCAGAAAAAUAUAUUCUUAAAAAAUGUGAUUACAUCAUUAUGUCUAAAUCAUGAAAAAUAAUAAAACACCAGAUUACAAAUGACAACAUCACAUUGUGCAUAGAUCAAUGGAAUAAUGGAAGACCUUUAUACAUACAGAAACCUGACACAAUCAUUGAAAAUUCUUGCCUUAUAAAUAGGGCAAGGGUAGGAAUAAGAUUGUGACUAAAAUUACUAUAAUUUAAAGAAUAAACAGAAACGAAACUAUUAUUGUUUUCCCUAAAUUUCCAUGCCUGAAUAAUGAAAUUUGGUUUCUUAACUCAUAAGUGGUUUCUUUCAUAAAUAUAUCAUAUAGAAAUUAUUUCUGAGAAACAUAUAUUUAUUAUUUUAGUCAACUUGUGGUGUCAUAUUAGCUAAACAUGUAAAUAUUCUGUUACAAUUAUAAUAUAAUGCACUGUGCAAGAUAAAUAAGUUUUGAUAAAACUUUUAUGGGGCAAGAACAGUUUAUCAGACCCAAAUAUUGUAAUUAUGUAGCAUAUAAGUAGCAAGUGAGUUGGCUUAGUUAAACAUUGUGCAGAACAUAUGGAGUUCCCAACAAUAAAAUUACUACAGAAACAAAAACGAAUUACUUCAGCAGACAAUCUUUUUUAGUGGCUGGUAUAUAUAGGUUGUGAUGCAACUAUGGGGGGCAAAUUUUGUAGCUGUUGUGUAUUAGGGAGGUGCAACUACUACUAAAAUCAAAGGUGUGCAAUUUGAAGUGGUCGUUAUAAGCAGGUAGUCGUUUAGAGAGGUGGCUGUUAGCACAGGUUUAACUGUAAAUAUUGUUUGUAGGAAAACAUUUAGUUUUUGCUAUAACAUGAAAUAAAAUGAUUAGAAUGAGUUAUACGUAGAGAGAAGAGAAAAAAAGAUAAUGUACACAAAAUAUCACCAUUGAUUAUUAAAAGUAGAAUUUAAUUUCCUGUCUAAUACAGUGAUAAUGUAUUCUGAUUUAAAAGGAUGACUAAAAUGCCAAAGUAUUCAACAUUGAAAUCAUCAGAUUCAAGUUCAGUGUACUUUGACGAGUUUGAGAGAAAAGAUGCUCUUGGCCAACCUCAAUUUGGUGUUUGCGAUUGGAUAAUAUGGAUGUUUAUUUUUCUGAUCUGGGUCAUCAGUUUGCCUGUGACAUGGUGCUGCAGUUUCAAGAUUAUAACACAAUUUGAAAGGGUGAUUAUAUUUCGACUUGGCAGAGUACUACCACUAAAAGGUCCAGGGUUAAUAUACGUUAUUCCAUGUAUUGAUAGAUGGAAAAAAGUUGAUAUGAGAAUGCGAGCUUUUAAAGUUGCUCCUCAAGAAAUCAUCACAUCUGAUCGUGGAGUGAUCAAAGUAGGUGGUGACGUCCAAUAUCGCAUCGCUGAUCCUAUCAUUGCUAACACGAUGAUAAAAGAUCUGGAUCACUCACUACGUGUCAGUGGACAUUCAGCGUUAAACGCACAACUCUGUUACGAGAAAUUAUCCACUAUACAGAACGAAAAGGCUUACUUGCAAACCAAAUUACAGAACCAAAUGCACAAAGCAGUUUCUGAUUGGGGUAUCGAGAUUGCUAGAUUUGAACUAACGCAUUCUGUACUAAUCAAAGGGCCUGGUGGUGUUGAUCCUAAUGAAGAAAAUAAUCAAGAUGGUGGCGGAGCUGCAAUAAUGAAUUUAUUAAAAAGUUUUACAUCCCCUUCUUCUUCCUCCUCUUCUUUCAUGAUGCCCGGCAUGAUACCUGGAAUGACACCAGGUGUCGUACCAACAAAUCUUAUGAGUCAAAUAUCUGCACCAAGUGGGCAAUCAACACAAAAUCAAAUUCCCCUUUUAAAGCCUGAGGAGUUAUUCUGCAUGUUAAAGGGGAUCAUAGAUGCUGAGCUGUGUUUGCAAGUGCAAGCGAUAUACGAGUUCCAUAUUGCUGAUGAGACAAAACAAAAGCAAUGGACUAUUGAUUUAAAAAAUGCACCUGGAUGCGUCAUUACAGGACCAUCUGCAUUGCGAACUGAUGUUAAAUUCACUUUGAGCGAUAAGCAUUUCCAAAAGAUAUUUUAUGGCGUACUAUCGCCAACUGAUGCAUAUAUGAAUGGUUCGUUAACUAUUGAUGGUAGUUUGCAGACCGCAAUGAAGUUGGAAAAAUUGGUCAGUAAAUUAAAAGGAACCUAAGCACGACGAAUUGAUGAGCUGAAAAAUCAGGAAAUUAAAAUUAGUACUACAUGUGGUAUUUGGCGGAACAAAGAAGAUUAUUCUGGUGUUUAAUCUCGCCUUUGCGGCCUAGUAGAUUGAUAGCCAUAGAUCACAUCGUGUUUAUCUGCUGAUCUAAUGAAGUAUUUGCACUUCUCUUGUCGUUAGCUCAAAUCGAGUUUGUCAGCUCGCCUGUGAAUUAAACUAACUAAAGUAUUGGUCUAAAUUCGUUAUCUUCCACUAAUGUUUUUCGUUGCUUUGUAAAUAUAUUUAUUUUUAUAUUGCUUUAUACUUUUUAUAUUUUGUUUUUAAUUUUUUUGGAAUUACAGUACCUGAUGAGAGGAAAGUUUAGCCGUGGAAAUAUUAGCAAAUUUUGUCAGAAUACGAUGAACGUAAAAUAUUUGGCCGCGCUUUGUCUAUGAAUUUCUUUAUAGUGUGCUAAUUUGAUAAAUCAUAUUUUUGUGUACACUGAAAGUAAUUAUUUUGUGCACGUAUUUUAAAUAUAUAAAUCGAACCUCGAAAUAUGUUUUAAUGUCAAAAGGCGAGGUGAUGGAAAUCGGAGGCCCUUCUAGUGAUAAAUGUUAUGUUGUUUUCAUAGUUUUUGUUUGGGAAUAUUUAGAGAGCUUUCAGAAAUUUAUUUAGCAUUUAAUGUAGAGCAUAUAUAUAUAAAUAUAUUGUAGAUGUAUACUUCUAAAUGUAAUGCAUAUUGAUUAUAUGUAUAUAUUAAGUGUAGCUACGUUAAAAAUUUUUAACUCAAGAAAUAUGGCGCAAGAUUUCUCGCA